AUGGCGGACUUCUAUGUUUCUGGAAGCAGUGGUGAUUAUCACGAAGAUAUGAACGCCGACGUUUAUGAAAAGUGGUUUAAGGAAACACUUACGUGCCUGGAUCCCAACUCAGUUAUUGUCCUGGAUAACGCAUCAUAUCAUUCACGAAAGAAAAACAAAGCUCCAACUACAGCAACAAAAAAAAACGACAUAAAGAUUUGGCUCCGGUCAAACGAUAUUUCUUUCGAGGAUGAUAUGGUGAAGUCAGAGUUGUUGAGCAUUGUUAAGCACCAUAAAACCAGGUAUGAAACAUACGUCGUUGACGAUAUGGCCCAAGCUGCAGGACACGAAGUGCUUCGCUUGCCUCCUUACCACUGUGAGCUGAAUCCAAUAGAAUUGGUUUGGGCUCAAGUAAAAGGAUUCGUGGCAUGUCGAAACAAGUAG
Molecule: messenger RNA, 423 nt
Organism: Eupeodes corollae
Lineage: Eukaryota; Metazoa; Arthropoda; Insecta; Diptera; Syrphidae
Exons: 1
Coding region: 1-423 (140 amino acids)
Molecular function (GO): nucleic acid binding
Source: RefSeq, a predicted model, not a curated record